AUGGAGGAGGAGAAACGAAGCCCUCAGCCUGCUGAUGUCAAAUUCGGCGAUCGCGACGACGGAGAUGCAGCACUCGACCUCGAUGCCGGGGGAGAGAUGCCAGUGCACCGGCGGAACUACACCAGUGGAACGCCUGACAGUGGCACAACCCUAGACGCCCCUAGCGAAGCAGGCGACGAGAAGGACGCGUCCGUGCCAGUGCCGCUACAACCCGCCAACAAUGACACGACCAGUCCACCACCCAGGCCGGCACUGCAGGAACGCACCAUGACCUACGCCUCGAAUGCCUCGGGGCUGAGGGAGCUGCCUCGGUUGAAACGAAAGGAGACAAAAAUGAUGCAGAAAGAGGCGCAUCCAAUGCAGCAUCUCGGCAUUACACUCGGGUUGCCGGCUAUUCUGAUCUUCGACAUCGUGGUACCGUGCAUCAUCUACUACACGUGGUGGAACCGCCAUAAUCGCCAAUGGAAAAGGCAAUGUCGGGAGCAACAUGGCAGCCUCCCUCGAUCACAGUGUCCGAUCCCCAAGCCGGAAUACGACGAAAAUAUCCUCGGCUACGCAAUCAUUUCAUUUGGUGCCGGCGAACUCUGGAUCUUGAUAGCAAGGGUAUAUCGGCUUUUUGUCCACACCGAGGACUGCGCGCCUUUGUUGUCAAGGAGCAGGUGGGAGCUAGAUGCCACGUCCUGGGUAUAUGGCGUCGCCAUGAUUUUGGCCUUGAUCCCUUUCGUUGUCGGCAGCUCCUUGGUCAAGCCGCAUCUCUACCUCUAUUCGCCGACAUUUAUAAUGGGCUUCCUCGGCAUGUUGAUGCUCAUAACAGAGCUCUUCCCCUUCGUGAAGAUCCCGGUUGGGAUAAACUCGCAGCCUCGAGGCACGAAGCUGCGACCAUUCAUUUACUACGCUGCCGAAGAUUUCAUUGCUGUCGACGGACUGCAGGACCGCGAGUUUCGUGUCCGUUACAACGACCGAUACGAGAACAAUAAGGCUUUUCGGAAUAUGUUUCGAUACUUGACUUGGUGGUGGCUGUUCGGGGUGUGCGUUUAUAUCGGGAGCGUGUCCGCCGUCAUCUGGACCUUGGAGUUCCACUACGCGUUUGGGCUGUCGUUGGGGGUCCUGUUCUCGUACAUUGCCAUCUGGGCGGCUGUUUCUUAUAUGUGGGUGAAGAUGGAGAUUGAUCGGGAGCACAAGGCGUUUGAGGAGGGCAGGUGGGAGCCAUAG
This is a messenger RNA of Cladophialophora carrionii CBS 160.54, 1212 nucleotides long. RefSeq lists its product as uncharacterized. The transcript has a single exon. Lineage: Eukaryota; Fungi; Ascomycota; Eurotiomycetes; Chaetothyriales; Herpotrichiellaceae. The record is from RefSeq and is a predicted model, not a curated record. The coding region runs from base 1 to 1212 and encodes 403 amino acids.